CGCCAAAAACGAAACCCUAGCAGUGACUCCGAGCGCCUAUAUAUAACCUCUAUCUUCCACCUUCCUCGUCCACUCCUCACCUCGUCGGCCUCCUCAAACCCUAACUCUGUCGCCGUGGGAGGGCGAAAAUGGCGGUGCCUUUGCUGUCAAAGAGGAUCGUCAAGAAGCGGGUCAAGCAGUUCAAGAGGCCCCAGAGCGACCGCAAGAUCUCUGUCAAGACAAACUGGCGUCGGCCCAAAGGUAUUGAUUCCCGAGUAAGAAGAAAAUUCAAGGGAUGUACUUUGAUGCCAAAUAUCGGUUACGGAUCGGACAAGAAGACCCGCCAUUAUCUUCCUAAUGGUUUCAAGAAAUUUGUUGUGCACAAUGCGAAGGAGCUUGAAUUAUUAAUGAUGCAUAACAGGACGUAUUGUGCGGAGAUUGCUCACAAUGUCUCCACAAGAAAGAGGAAGGAGAUUGUCGAACGAGCUGCACAGCUUGAUGUCGUGGUUACGAACAAGUUGGCUAGGGUGCGCAGCCAAGAGGAUGAGUAGAUUUAGAGUCUCGAUUGUGUUGGAAUUAUCCAGAAGGAGAACGAUCAAUUUGUUUUGCGGCUUUUGCCUUGGUUCUCCGCUAGACUGCAGAGUAAUUUUUGUUCUUUUUACAUGUAACAAUGUACCUGGAUAAUGGGUUCCUAAUUGAGUGCCAUUGCUAUAAGUAUGGCUUUCUUGAAGAUCAAGUUGCAGGAGUUGUAUA
Molecule: messenger RNA, 732 nt
Organism: Eucalyptus grandis
Lineage: Eukaryota; Viridiplantae; Streptophyta; Magnoliopsida; Myrtales; Myrtaceae
Product: 60S ribosomal protein L32-1
Exons: 4
Coding region: 129-530 (133 amino acids)
Biological process (GO): translation
Cellular component (GO): ribosome; cytosolic large ribosomal subunit
Molecular function (GO): structural constituent of ribosome
Source: RefSeq, a predicted model, not a curated record